AUGGAGGCGCCGCGCCGCGCGCUCCCCGGCCUCCUCCUGCUCGCGCUGCUUCCCUGCUGCUACGUCCUGCCCCGAGCGGCCGCGCAGGCCCAACCGGCGGACGAGGCGCGGCUGCUGCUUCGGAUCAAGCGCGCGUGGGGCGACCCGCCCGUGCUCGCGGGGUGGAACGCCUCGGCCGCGGGGGCGCACUGCACGUGGCCGUACGUGGGGUGCGACGCGGCCGGGCGCGUCGCGAGCCUCACCCUCGCGAACGCCAACGUCGCGGGGCCCUUCCCGGACGCCGCCGUCGGCGGCCUCGCCGGGCUCACGCACCUCGACGUCUCUAACAACAGCAUCACCGGCGUGUUCCCGGCCGCGCUGUACCGCUGCUCUGCGCUUCGGUACCUCGACGUGUCCCAGAACUACCUCGGCGGUGAGCUCCCCGCGGACAUCGGCUUCCGCCUGGGGACGAACCUGACCGCGCUGAUCCUCAGCGGCAACAGUUUCAACGGCACCAUUCCGGCGUCGCUCUCCGGCCUCGGGAAUCUCCAGCAACUCAAGCUGGAUAACAAUAGACUCGUCGGCGCCAUCCCAACGGAGCUCGGCAAGAUGACGAGGCUUCAGACGCUCUGGUUGGCGAACAACCCGUUCGACGCAGGCGAGCUGCCGGCCUCGUUUAAGAACCUGACCAACCUGACUAGCUUCUGGGCAAGGAACUGCAACCUCGUCGGCGACUUUCCAAGGUAUGUGGUGGACAUGCCGGAGUUGGAGAUACUGGACCUGUCCGUCAACAUGCUCACCGGAAGCAUACCCCCGGGGGUUUGGAGCCUCAAGGAAUUGCAAGCACUGACAGCAUUCAGGAACAACCUCACCGGCGACUUGGUGGUCGAUGACUUCGCCGCGAUGGGCUUGACGAUGAUCGACUUCUCGGAGAACAACCUUACCGGAGUCAUCCCGGAAGUCUUCGGGCACUUGGAGAACCUCACAUAUUUGUACCUCUUCAGCAACAGCUUCUCCGGCGAGAUACCGGCAAGCCUGGCCAAAUGCUCCAAUCUCCGAACCCUAAAUCUACGCGAUAACCGGAUCUCAGGCGAGCUGAAGUCAUAGAUAGACAAUGUAACCAGUUCAUAAGUCUCCUAGCUACGAUGUGCCACAAGCGUUCCUAAGCUCAGCAGGUCCGUUGUGACUAUGUGAGCUUGACGAUAGCUAGAGAAAAGGUGCGUUGGGUCGGAAUUGAUA
This is a messenger RNA of Panicum hallii, 1218 nucleotides long. RefSeq names its product probable inactive leucine-rich repeat receptor kinase XIAO. Gene Ontology annotation, molecular function: protein binding. Bases 1 to 1086 code for a protein of 361 amino acids. NCBI's taxonomy places the organism in Eukaryota, Viridiplantae, Streptophyta, Magnoliopsida, Poales, Poaceae. The transcript has a single exon. The record is from RefSeq and is a predicted model, not a curated record.